Pyricularia oryzae 70-15 is the source of this 3779-nucleotide messenger RNA. RefSeq lists its product as uncharacterized. The record is from RefSeq and is a predicted model, not a curated record. Gene Ontology annotation, cellular component: mitochondrial inner membrane. NCBI's taxonomy places the organism in Eukaryota, Fungi, Ascomycota, Sordariomycetes, Magnaporthales, Pyriculariaceae. Bases 121 to 2739 code for a protein of 872 amino acids. The transcript has a single exon.
GAAAAAAGUUGCUAGGACUCAGUCCCGACAAUUCAGACCCCUCAAAGCCGGAAAACAACAAAAAAAAAAAAAAAAAAAAAAAGAAAGCACAGUAAUGCCGUCAGCCCGCCACUGUCCUUGAUGAUCAGAUCCAGGGCUGCGGUCGGCAACUUCGUCUGCCUCAGAUGUCAAGUCCGACGACCUCCUUACAAUGGCCCAAGGACCGCCAUCGCAGAAGCCCGCCCUGUCGCCCACAGGGGCAUAAACCGAGGAGGCCAGAUACGUUACAACGGCACUAAUGCCAGCUCUAACGAUGCGGCUCCUGCGAAUUCCGAAGCCAACGCGGAAGCGAAGCCACACGAACCUCCGAGCCAUGACUCCUUGAGACUCAGGCGUACUUAUCGGGAUCAGCGUGAAGUUUACUGGAGCAGAGGGAGAGGCAGAAUCGUUCCAACUUCGCAGGAUUUGUCCGUUAGUAUCUUGGGAAAGCCUGCAGAAGCUUUAAUCAUGCAAGAUUUGGGAGACACCCAGCUACUCAAAGGCAGGGAUGGGGCCAAGGCAACAAGGUCUAAAUCCAAUGAAAGCAAGAAAAAGGUCAAAGAUAAACCCGCUGGAGGCAGGACGAAGGCGCAGGCACAGGCACAGGCACGGGAGGAGUUUCUUGGCGAUGGAGAAGCAUUUACAUCGCCAGUCCAGACCAAAGCCUGGGACGACAUGUUCCAGGGCCGUUCACAAAAUCCCACACCAGACGAGAUCCAGGCCUACAUUUCCGAGCUGCGACCGACCGGUGACGCCCUCAUUCCACAACGCGAAUUUGAUCAGCUGAUAGAGACUUUGAUCACCGGCUUCACCAACAAACAGUUGGCCAGGUAUGUAGCUGAAAAUCCAGCUAAAAUGGGUCUCAAGGAGCUUCCCGGUGGCAAGAAAGCCGCUUGGAUUGUGGAUAUGAAACCGUGGAAGUCCGAAAACACACUUUCGAGGCAAAGAGGGCUCCCGACUCUCCAAACGGUUGCAGGGCGGCCAAUGCAUAUCAAAGAGGCACUGGUCCUACGACUGAUGCAGGACUGCUGGGGUCUUUCUGUGCGGGAACUGGUCAGUGGCAUGGGACACCUUGAUGUACACAUCAGGAAUCCCGAGUUUUCGUUGCUCCUGGUCGGAACAAGGCGGUGGCUCCAGUCCAUUUCCCGCGUCUACCUCAGAAAUGUCGGUGGGCGCGUAGAGUUGAGGCGCUCUGAUCGCUUGAUGCGCAUCUUUGCACCCAAGGCAAUAGCAGAGACUAUCCUUGACGACAUCGACGAGCUCCUCAACUGGGCCGUGACGGAGAGGAUACAGCUCGACUCCAUCACAUCAGAAACACCUAGCAGGGGGGCUCUGGACCAACUUGCGGGGCUGACAAACUCACACAUCGAGUUUGACGAGAAGAGCAGGGAAAUUUUUGUAUCAUGGAUUCAUAAGAACAAGCCUGCUGUGGGUGAGGGUAGAAAGGUUGAGAACACGGCCGAGAAGGUAUACCGCCUUUUGCUGACGGCUUAUGACCCCGCUGGAGUAUCAACCUCGACCGCUGUCUUUCCCACUGUGGACGCCGGCAAGGAACCCGGUAGCUUAAUUGUCGAUCACGGCGUUCGCCCUACGAAUCCGCCUUGGAACUUCCAAACCAGCUCGUGGGCAAGGCUUCAGCGUCCGCAAUCAAAAGCGGAUUUGGACACCCCGGUCGCCGAGUCUCCUCUUAAAGUGGCACCAUCAUUGCUCAGGUGGCCAGUUGAUAGCAUUUUCCGGGAGCACUUCCAUUUCUUCAAAGAUCGACAUAAAUCCUUUGCUGGCGAAGUUACUCACGGUGGACGCUGGUCCAAGGCUUGCACUGCCACGCAAGCCACCUUCGGCCACUUGAUGCACGGGUACGAAGAAAUCCUCUCGGCUGGUAGCCGCAUGCCAGUGACUCCUGAGUGGACGUCCCCACGGAUGCUUUUCCCUACCACACCCUCCUUGCUUCACCAGGACAUGGGACAGCCUCAACCCGCCGGCCCUCACCGUACCGAUCUCAUCAUCCGCUUCGUCCCUUCACCCUCAAACCCAUCAACAAAUACGCACAAACCCCCGACGCUGGAGCUCCGCUUUCUCGCCCAAAAGUACAUGAUCCGCGGCAUACAGAGAGCAACGCUCUUCGCGAUCCACGGCACCCACCAGGCCGACCUCCUACUCCCUUCAAUGCCGGUCGAUGCGCGCAUUAAUCAACGUCAGGUCUCGAUGCUCCGCGGCGCGGACCUCCACAGCGUGCCGAACAUGGGGCCCCUGCGGGAAUUCAUCGUGCACUCCACAUUCGACCUCAUGGGCAACGUCUUCCGCACCCCCUCGUCGAUGAAGGGGCUUCUGCUGCCUGAAUAUCUCAUGGGUGACGGGAAAGGUGAGCCGUCGGAAGAGGGAAGCGAGGGGGCAUUCGUCAAGGUUGAUUACGUCUUUGCCGACGUGGAACUGCACCGCCGGAUCGUCUUUGACGUUGACGGUGAAAACGUAACCUACACCAGCAUCCGGAACCCUGCGCAGCCGGGAAUCAACAGGGCCGAGGUCUCGGUGCACCCAUCGCUGCCGUCUUCGCUGCCACCCGGCGUGGGAGACUCGGAGACCUCCGAGGCUGAUCUGAACGAGAUCGAAAAGUCCAUAGCAGGAUUAGCCAUCGAAGAGCCUGAGGUCGUCUCUGGUCGGUUCUUGCAGAGCAUCGUGAAGUUGGCUACCAACAAGGCGAUGAAAUGGGCAGUUGUAUAAUAGCCUUUUUCUGCAUGUCAAAACACUUAUAUUAUUGUAACUCUAUGUAUAGGAUAUGUAUGUCUAUAUGAUUUCUUUUCUUAUCCCGGUCAGCAGAUGUUAAGUUGUCACCGUUAGCACCUAGGUUUUGGGUUGUGUCUUCUCAGUAACAAAGUCAACAAUUAGGUUGAUACGCAAUCUAUAGUUUGCUGUCUAUACUUGGAUAAUGUUUGGCAAAUACUGUUGAACCCAGGGUCGGUCAAAUUCCCCUCUUGAACCCCAAAGUAACUUGGGCAUCCUUUGGUGGCUGGACUAGAGCAGUAUCCUAUACUCUCCGUCUCGCCACACGUCAAUCCAUACUUCCACUGGAUCUUCACUUAGGACCAAAGCAGCACUUAAACUGUGACAAAGUUGAAACCCAGUCAGCUCAGCACACACACACACGAACACACACACGAGCACGCACAUGCACGCACCACCCCCCGAGCGUUCUCUCGUGAACUUAUUUUCUUUUGAUGUUUCGGACUUGCGUCAACGGAGCAUGCAGCGCCGUUUGUGCUAACCACAGGAAAGAAUAACUGUGGCCUGCUGCCGUCCCAGGCGCUGCCGGUUGGACAAUUAUGUCUGGCGCUGCAGGUGUCGCCGCUCAUGGUGCCUCCGCUGAUGAGUCUUCGGCAACCGCUGAGGGCGGACAACGACGGAGCACCCAGGCAGGACAUAAGAGGAAAUAGCAUAACUGGCUGCUGUUUUCUUUUUUUUUACCUGGUGGAGCGACUCCAAUGGAAGUCAGCUGCUACAGUACUGCUCUGACACGUUCGCCUGAGCUUCUAUACUACAGGGCCUGUUAACUUUGGUUCAUUAUGUUUAUUGUAGUUUUUGCCUCACAACCUUUCUUGUUGUUUUUCACCAAGCUUGUACUUAGACGUCGAGCCCAACUCGGUAUUACCAUUUACCAGUAACAUCACAGACCUGCGCGUCACAGCUGGUGAUGCCAUGAGCCACUGUGUCACGUGUACCUGCCCGAGCCUCGUGUGAUUGUCCGACUUGAAUGUCUAAACCAG